UUCUAGGUGGAGGACUCUUUACUACUAUAGGAGGAACUGCCUGAGGAGCCUGAAUUACACUCACCUCAAACACAGAGAGAACAUUUUCUGUUGUGCUGCUGCUCUGUGGGUGAAGAUCUACUCAGGCCAGAGGCUGACUGUCUGACUGUACUAAAGGGACUUGCAAGCUCCUGAAAAAGUGAUCCAGUGACCGGUUUUUAAAAAACACUUUCCAGGAAGCAAGACAUCCCCAUUCCUCUUCACCACCAAGACAUGGUCCUCUGGAUUAUCCUCCCUGUCUCCCUGUCGCUGCUGUCACUCGUUGGAACAUGGAGCGUGUAUGGCCUUGCUUUCUACAACAACCAUGUGUGCUCCCUCAGCAGCUGGGAUGGCGAGAGCGCCUGCAGAGGCAAUGAAACCACUGAAUGUUGCUGGGCCCCCACCAUAAGCUCAAGUGGAUCCAGUUCACCAGAAAAUUCCCUUUUUACCGCCACGAUCAGCGCUGGCUCCUUUCUGUUUCUGGUGUUCAGUUUUCUCCACCAUGCCCACAUCCUGGAGAGAAAUGCCACCCACUCCAUGCUGAGCAGGUUUGCUCUGGUGUUUGGUGUAGUGGCAGCCAUGGGGGCAUUCGCAGCCGGAAACUGCAACCCUCGCUACCUGUCACUGCUGCACUACCUGGGAGCUGCCAUUAGCUUCAUGUGCAUCUGUUUCUACACCACCCUGCUCACCGCACUGACCGGGAAGUGUGUGCUCACAGGAUUUGAGAAGUUUCUCUACCCACUGCGCAUAAUCUCCACUGUAGUCCAAGCCAUUGUGACCAUCUGCUACACUAUUUUGUUUGCGCAGGAGGAGUACUGGUACAUCCACCUGUCUGCUGUGUUUGAGUGGACCCUCAGUGUCAAUCUGGAGCUGUUUGAGCUCAGCUACGCCGUGGAGUUUUUUUUCUUCUCAUCCGCCAUGAUUUCAAAUCUGUUGAGCAAGCAAGAGGAGGAGAAGCCUUUGAUGUUGAAGAUGACCUGAUAUGAAGCUGCCUGGGUCAAAUGAGUCAAAUAGAACAGAUGGACUUAAUACAGCAUCUGAAAAGCAAAUGGCUGGACCAAUAUUACUAUUUUUCAAGAGACUCUCUGCCUGGAUCCCUGAUUCCUACUGAUAGAUUAUAUGCCACCUCUUUUUUUUUUUUGUUUGUUUGUUUUUUUUUUGUAACACAUUUUCUUUUCUGGGCUUUUUCUGACUUUGAGACUUACCAGCUUGGUUCUUGUGACAGAAACCAGUUCCUGAGCUCCAAUUUAUCAUAGCAGCACAUACUGUACCCGACAGCCUAGCUUGCUGUUUUGUUAUCUCAGAUAUUUUCAUACAUUUAUUACGUCAAUUAUGAGUCACUGUUAGCACAUUACAAUACAACAGAGGAGACGGUAUGUCAGUGAUGUACAAUACUGAACGCCUCACAGAACAAAUAUGGCAUAACAAUGUAUCAUGUAUCCAUUUAGUUUUUUGUUUAACAAUUUUUUUCUAUUGUAUACCUUUGUUAUUUAUGAUACUCCGGGUUUUUGUGCAAUAUAUUGGAUGUUACCAUAAUUUACCAUCAAAUAAUAGCAAUGAAGGCAAAAAAAAUUGGUACCACUUUACAAUAAGACUACCCUUAAAGGGUUUAUGAAUGGUUUAUAAUAGGCUAUUAGAUUGUAAACACUUUAUACAUCAUUAAUAAACAGUAAACAAGCUGUAACAGUUUUCAUACAUUGAUGCAUGUGCACUAUUUGGCAAGAUCAAGUUACUGCUGCACUGCAUCUCAUCUGUUGAAUCUGAUCUUGCUAGAUGUUUAGCUUUCUUUACUUUGAUCUUGCCAAAUAGUGAGCCUGCAUCAAUGUAUGAAAACUGUGUUCUAACUUGCUUACUACUGAUUUACAACCUAAUUAAUAACCUAACUAUAAACCAUUCAAAAACCCUUUGAAAGGGUAGCCUUAUUUUUAAGUGGUACCAAAAGAUCAUAUACCGUCACUGAUUGACUUGUUUGAUUGCACUUAGAUAUUUAUCAAUUUAAUAA
This is a messenger RNA of Myripristis murdjan (pinecone soldierfish), 2020 nucleotides long. RefSeq names its product transmembrane protein 150A. The coding region runs from base 253 to 999 and encodes 248 amino acids. Lineage: Eukaryota; Metazoa; Chordata; Actinopteri; Holocentriformes; Holocentridae. The record is from RefSeq and is a predicted model, not a curated record. Gene Ontology annotation, biological process: protein localization to plasma membrane. Gene Ontology annotation, cellular component: plasma membrane. The transcript is spliced from 7 exons.